Molecule: messenger RNA, 1005 nt
Organism: Aspergillus nomiae NRRL 13137
Lineage: Eukaryota; Fungi; Ascomycota; Eurotiomycetes; Eurotiales; Aspergillaceae
Product: SDR family oxidoreductase
Exons: 5
Coding region: 1-1005 (334 amino acids)
Molecular function (GO): oxidoreductase activity, acting on the CH-OH group of donors, NAD or NADP as acceptor
Source: RefSeq, a predicted model, not a curated record
AUGGUGAAAGUGCUCUUGACCGGCGGCAGCGGAUUCAUCGCAGCUCAUAUUAUUGAUAUCUUGCUGCAGCGUGGAUAUGAGACAGUAGUGACAGUUAGAUCUGAAGAUAAGGGAGAAAAAAUUCUUAACGCUCACCCCAAUACACCGAAGGAGAAACUUUCAUAUGUUAUUGUCAAAGAUGUCGCAGAAGAAGGCGCAUUCGACGAAGCCGUUAAAUCUAACCCGCCCUUCGACUAUGUCCUCCAUACUGCCUCUCCUUUCCAUUAUAAUGUUUCAGACCCGGUGAAAGAUUUCCUGGACCCAGCAAUCAAGGGGACAACUGGUAUCUUGAAGGCAAUUAAAGCCUACGCCCCAUCAGUGAAGCGUGUCGUGGUUACGUCCUCUUUUGCUGCAAUUGUCAAUGUCAAGGAACACCCUAAGGUCUACAGCGAAGAGAACUGGAACCCUGUGACCUGGGAGGAAGCAAUGGACCCUUCCCAAACCUACAGAGCCAGCAAGACAUUUGCCGAGAAGGCCGCCUGGGACUUUGUUGAGAAGGAGAAGCCAAACUUUGACAUUGCGACGAUAAAUCCUCCUCUUGUUUUGGGGCCUGUUGUGCCUUAUCUGAAUUCACUAGACGCAGUCAAUACUUCGAACAGCCGUAUUAGCAACUUGGUCCGUGGUAACAACAAGGACGGGCUACUUCCAACCGGAACUUUCCUUUGGGUAGAUGUUCAUGACGUUGCAUUGGCCCAUGUGAGAGCAAUUGAGGUUUCAGAAGCAGGUGGACAAAGAUUUUUCCUUGUCUCUGGCUCUUAUGCGAACAAAGACCUUGCAGAUAUCAUCCGCGAAGCAUAUCCCGAACUUGAGGAAAAACUGCCCCCUAAGGAUUCCGCUAGUGACCUGCCAGCCAACGUCUAUGGCUUUAACAACAAGAAGUCUAUUGAGGUAUUAGGCAUCAAGUACCGGUCAUUGAAGGAGUCGGUUGUCGAUACAGUCAAAUCAUUGUUGGAGGUUGGUGCAUAA